UUUCCUGUGACUCUAUCCUUGCACUAGUUGCUCUUUUUUUGCUGCGAUGCUCUAAAUCCAGGACAACAUCUUGCUCCUAUUUUUGCACGGAGACUGUGGCCACACCAGCUCUCUUUUAUACCUGGGUGGGUGCCCACCUCUUGCUGAGCAUCUAAGGACAAGGAAGGAUGUAUCUUCGGCUGCAAACACUUUUCCAAAGGAAAUUUAAAGUCGGCCUCCUCUUUCUCCUGCUCUUUGCACUCCUGGUGCACCUGGCGAUGGAUGUGGCUCUCCCCACAGCCUACAGGCACUGCGGCUGCAAUGCAAAAGCCUCUGGUGUGCCCUCAGGCAGCCCUGUGCUGGCCAGCCCCAAAAAACUGAGCCUGCGAAUCCUUCAGGAUUUCAGCGGCAGCAAUGUCUCUUGGGAGAAAAGCUCCCAGCUGCAGGGAGCGGGGCUGCACACAAGGGCUGGAGAGCUGGGGGUCUGGCACCAGCAGGGAGAGGGGAACGUGGAACAGACCAAAGGAUCAAAGCUGGCGGCACUCUUCCAGCAUCCUCUUUACAACAUCCCAAUCCCAGAGGUGACAGAGAAGGACAAGCUGUUUGUCGUCAACCCCAUGGAAAAGUUCAGCCUGCGCAGCAGCGGGAGUGACGAAUGGGUCAGCAGCAGUAAAGCCGAAGCACUCCUCCCGACAGGGAAGACAGCCUAUGACACCUACCCUGCCUGGCUCAAAUUCCACAUUGGCAUCAACCGCUAUGAGCUGUACCCCCGACAGGACCCCCUGAUGCCCACCCUCCUCCGGGACUUGGCCACACAGAGGAUCAUCAGCUCGGUACAGAAAUCUGGUGGGACCCAGCUCAAGCUCAUCAUGACGUUCCCGAAUUACGGGCAGGCCCUCUUCAAGCCCAUGAAACGCGGAACCAGGAGACCCCAAUUGACUUCUUCUACUUCUCAGACUUUGAGCGGCACAAUGCAGAGAUUGCAGCCUUCCACCUGGACAGUUCUGUGUUUCAGGAUACUGGAUUUUCGGCGAAUCCCUCCAGUUUCUGGCCGAUUGGUCAAUAUAACAAAGGAGAUUCGUGACAUCACCACAGACAAGAAACUGGCCAAGACUUUCUUCAUCUCCCCAGCGGGCAACGUCUGCUUCUACGGCGAGUGUUCCUACUACUGCUCCACCGAGCAUGCCCUCUGUGGCAAGCCAGACCAGUUGGAGGGCUCCAUGGCCACCUUGCUGCCUGACAAGACCUUGGCCAAGCGCCGCUCCUGGCGCAGCCCCUGGCGCCGCUCCUACCACAAGAGCAAGAAGGCUGAGUGGGAGCUGAACCCCAAGUACUGUGCUCAGGUGCGAGAGACACCACCCUAUGACAGGGGCCAUCGCCUCCUUGACCUCAUCGACAUGACGGUCCUCGAUUUCCUUAUGGGCAACAUGGACCGGCACCACUACGAGACCUUUGAGAAAUUUGGGAAUGACACCUUCCUGCUCCACCUGGACAAUGGCCGUGGCUUCGGCACGCACUCGCGCGACGAGCUGUCCAUCCUGGCUCCCCUCCAGCAGUGCUGCAGCAUCAAGAAGUCGACCUACCUGCGGCUGCAGCUGCUGGCCACCCAGCCCUACCGCCUGAGCGACCUGCUGCGGGAGGCAUUGGCCACCGACCCUUUGGACCCGGUUCUGGCUGAGCCCCACCUGCGGGCGCUGGACCGGCGCCUGGGGAAGGUGUUGGCGGUGGUGGGACGCUGCCUGGGCAGGGCUGCCCGCCCAGACGAAGUGCUGGUGGAUGACAUGGGGUCACGGGUGUGAUAGGGAAGUUUGGUACCCCCACAGAGGUGUUUCGGCACGAUCAGGGGGACUGGUGUGCAGCUCUGACUCCGUGUAGCACCAGCUUUCAGCAGCAUUGGAGAGGGUGGCAAGAUGCACCAGGAAAGUGGGAUGUAAAGUCAGGGCAGGAAGGGUAUUUAAAUAAAAAGGUUGGUCUAGUGAAGCAGA
Messenger RNA from Calypte anna (Anna's hummingbird), 1964 nucleotides. Its product is annotated as extracellular serine/threonine protein kinase FAM20C. Gene Ontology annotation, biological process: protein phosphorylation. The transcript is spliced from 10 exons. Gene Ontology annotation, molecular function: phosphotransferase activity, alcohol group as acceptor. Bases 168 to 1778 code for a protein of 536 amino acids. Gene Ontology annotation, cellular component: Golgi apparatus. NCBI's taxonomy places the organism in Eukaryota, Metazoa, Chordata, Aves, Apodiformes, Trochilidae. The record is from RefSeq and is a predicted model, not a curated record.